AUGGCUUUGGUGCCUACCUGUUGGAUUCGUGAUUCGAGCAAUCCGGUUCAUGUUUUUCUCGAAAAAUUGUUUCAGGACGGUACCAUUGAAGGUACUACUCAAUCUAAAACUAUCUACGACGCACAUGAAAUCUUUAAACCAUUCUCGUUGGGUGUAUUUCGUAAUGUGUUCAACGAAUUGAAAAGCUCAAAUGGUCUGUUAUUGCGGAAGCGACAAGCUGAAGUGACUGCCUCAAAUGAGUCUAGCAGCAGCAGUAGAGGUUUAACAAAAGUUGCCAAGUUAGACGAAGAAGAAGGUGCUACUGCUUUUAUGAAUCUUGACUCGAGGUUUAAUAAUAAUACUCAACCAAUCGUCGUCUCUGUUUACAAAGACCAUGUAACAGAGCAAGAAAAAGUCAUCAUCCUCUGCGUCCUCCCAAACGGGGCCGACGAAAUUCGUUUUCGUUUAAUUGGUUCCGGACCUGGGACAAUGUUUGCGGUUAUAGAAUACGCUUGGACCCCCAUAGCCUAUGAAAUAGAGGCGUUAUUCGGAGAUGAAAUUAAAAAAGCAGAGAUGGCAACUUGUGAUCCCAAAAUUCUGGCUUUGAAAGAUGAUCUGAAGUUUACUCGACAGCACAAAGCUCAAGCUCCCAAAGGCUCCAUCGAGAUCAACCUUCCCAUCCCAGUCCAAACAGCAGCGAACACCAUUAAGCGUGAAGGAAAGACGAGGAAAGAUGGCAGCCAGGCCAUUCUUGUUGAAUUAAUUGCCUACCAAUUCCGCUACACAGUAAAACGAGAAGACGAAAAAAUUGUGUUCAAAACAUCAGAUGUUUGCUUCCCUUCUUGA
This is a messenger RNA of Daphnia magna, 825 nucleotides long. RefSeq lists its product as uncharacterized. The transcript is spliced from 2 exons. Bases 1 to 825 code for a protein of 274 amino acids. The record is from RefSeq and is a predicted model, not a curated record. Lineage: Eukaryota; Metazoa; Arthropoda; Branchiopoda; Diplostraca; Daphniidae.